Molecule: messenger RNA, 991 nt
Organism: Arabidopsis lyrata subsp. lyrata
Lineage: Eukaryota; Viridiplantae; Streptophyta; Magnoliopsida; Brassicales; Brassicaceae
Product: DCN1-like protein 5
Exons: 11
Coding region: 120-803 (227 amino acids)
Biological process (GO): positive regulation of ubiquitin-protein transferase activity; protein neddylation
Cellular component (GO): ubiquitin ligase complex
Molecular function (GO): ubiquitin-like protein binding; ubiquitin conjugating enzyme binding; cullin family protein binding
Source: RefSeq, a predicted model, not a curated record
CGGGAGAAUCAUAUAAGAGAGAAAUCGUAUAUCUUCCAAUCAGGUGGCUUCGUCUCUCUGAUUUCUUUCCCCAUCUAGAAGCUCUCUCUCUCGACUCUCGUGUGUUUCUCUCUUUCGUGAUGCGUCGCUCUGCAUCAAAGAAGAAAUCAGGUCAAUCAGCUGAAUCAGUAACCACGGAUCUCUUUCGCUCAGCUUCGAGCAAGGCCUCGACUAAAGAGAUGGAUCGAAUAGAUCACUUAUUUAAUCAGUAUGCCAAUAGAUCUUCCAAUCUUAUUGAUCCUGAAGGAAUAGAGGAACUAUGCUCCAAUUUGGAAGUCUCACAUACUGAUAUCAGAAUCUUGAUGCUUGCUUGGAAAAUGAAAGCUGAGAAACAAGGUUACUUUACACAUGAGGAGUGGAGAAGAGGCCUGAAGGCUUUAAGAGCUGAUACGAUCAGUAAGUUGAAGAAAGCUCUUCCUGAGCUUGAGAAAGAGGUCAGGAGGCCAUCGAAUUUUGCAGAUUUCUAUGCUUAUGCCUUCCGCUAUUGUUUAACAGAGGAAAAACAGAAGAGCAUAGACAUAGAGACUAUAUGUCAACUCCUAGAAAUCGUCAUGGGAUCUACAUUUCGAGCCCAAGUUGACUACUUUGUCGAGUAUUUAAAGAUCCAGAACGACUACAAAGUCAUAAACAUGGACCAAUGGAUGGGACUUUACCGGUUUUGUAACGAGAUUAGUUUCCCGGACAUGGGGAACUACAAUCCAGAGCUUGCAUGGCCAUUGAUUCUUGACAAUUUUGUUGAGUGGAUUCUCGAAAAACAAGCCUGAAAUCAAUAUGAGUCCCCUCAAGUCUCAGCUUCAAAUCUUUGAGUAGGAUCGGUGGGCUCUCAAUCAAACAGAUUCAGCACAUUUUUACUUGAGUUUUUCAUCUUUCAAACAUUAAAAAGACACAUUAUAUGAUUCUUGUUACAUGUGAUUAACUUCAAUAGAGGGAACACAUAAUGUUUGAUUUAUUA